Messenger RNA from Penicillium riverlandense, 1026 nucleotides. RefSeq names its product phosphatidylinositol phosphate kinase family protein. The transcript has 2 exons. Gene Ontology annotation, biological process: phosphatidylinositol metabolic process. NCBI's taxonomy places the organism in Eukaryota, Fungi, Ascomycota, Eurotiomycetes, Eurotiales, Aspergillaceae. Bases 1 to 1026 code for a protein of 341 amino acids. The record is from RefSeq and is a predicted model, not a curated record. Gene Ontology annotation, molecular function: phosphatidylinositol kinase activity.
AUGGAUAACCACCGCCGCCAGUCAGGACUAACCAAGUCGAUCCAGUCCGCCCUCCUCCACGACCCCGACCGCUUCAAGAAGACCGUGUUUAAACGUUUCCUGUUCUUCUUCCGGGUCUAUAACAUUAAGCUCAUUCGGUAUGAGCGACAAUUGUUUGCGAAUCUGCGUCAAGAGGUGUGGUGUUUCGACGAGGACGAAUACCUGGCCAGUUUCCGCACGACCAGCGGACGGGCGCCCUUGAAGGCGAUGGGGGACUUGGGAUACUCGGGAUCGACGUUCUUCGGUACCCUAGACGGCCACUUCGUCAUCAAAAGCCUCCCACGCCGGUUCGAGCAUUCCUUCUUCCAAGCUGAUCUGCUCGAGCCGUACUACGACUAUAUGCGCGGACAUCCAGACUCAGUGCUAGUAUGGAUCACUGACUAUGUGAUGGCACCCUAUGUUACGAUUGGAACGUUGUUGGGCUGCACUCCAGCACACCAUAUCGUCAUGGAGAACAUCCUCUACGGCCGCGACGACGAUCCGGCGGGCGACAAGUGGGAAACGUACGAUCUGAAACCAACCGACUAUUUCUACCCCGAGCGAGACCUGCUCCCCGAGCCGCUAGUCAGCGACGUUACCCUCAGCAGAUUGGCAGAUACAUUCGACGACAAGCUUCGUCUACGGCGCGCAGACUACGAAGCUUUCUGGCGGUGUAUCCAGGAUGAUACGCAGUUCUUGCAAGAUGCAAAUGCAGUCGACUACUCACUGUUUCUGGUACGUAUACCGGCAUCUUCUUCACCUCCAGUACUGGGCAGAAAGAGUCCCUGGAGGGAGGGACUGAGGUCUGGCGAUGGGAAAUGGAAGUACCGUGCUAUUCUGCUGGAUUUCUUCUGGGCGAGACACAAGUUCCAUGCGCACGCGCUCUCAGGCGUCGUGCAGACUUUCAAUGUUGUUGGACGCAAAGGGCCGAUGUCCAUCACAACCACGGCGAGCGAGUAUCGCCAGAAGUUCCUUGCCAUGGUCGACCAGAUGAUCGAAGUGACUUGA